AAGUAAUGGAGCAAGUAACAAGUCUCCCUUCCCUCACCAGAACUCGCUCACCUCCUCGUCUCCCACAUCUACUGGGAAAACCACACUCCUCUUUCCUGGAAGCUUCUCGAAAAAGCUAUAACCGUCAGCAUCGUCCCUCCUCUACUUGUUCUCGCCCUUCUCUCCCACAAGGUAGUCCCUAACAGAAAGCAUCAUCCCGCAGCCUAUAGGCUCUAUUUGGAACUCGUAAAGAGACAUGCACUCUCCCUCUUGCCUCAAAUUAGAGGAUCAGGAUAUCACAGGACAAUGAAUUCCAUCGAUGAUAUCCUCCAUCUUUCUGAAAUCUUUGGUUUACCAAAUCAUGAACCCGGAAGUAUUCUCCUUGCUUUUGUCUUCUCCAUUGUCUGGCAACUAGUUGAUGCUUCCCUAGACGAUGAAGGGCUUUUAGAACUAACUUCUAAUAAGAGCUCUAAUUGGCCCCACGACAUGGAAAUUGAUGGGCUGCUUAAGAGAAAUGACAACCAUGGUCUACUAGAGAAAGCCAACACUGAAAUGGCUAUCACCCUAAUCCAAUUUCUUUUGCAGAAUGAAGUAACUUCGAGGAUUCUUCACCUGGCUAGUCAAAACAUGCCAACCCAUUGGGAAGAUUUCAGUCAGCGUUUCAGUGUGCUGACAACCAAAUCAUUGGUAGUGAGGAACUCGAAACAUAUUAAUCCAGAAGCCCUUACAUACUUGGCCUCUCAUACAAGUAAAUUCCUGGAAAGGGAGAGCAAGACAAUCCCACGAGGAGAAUUCCAUGCGCUUCUUUCCUCUGGUUCUAUCUUAGCAUUGACUAGUCAGCAUCAUGGGACUAGCGGUUCUGCACUCUGGCUGCCCAUUGAUCUUUUCUUCGAAGACAUAAUGGAUGGAACACAAGCUGCAGCGGCCAGCGCUGUCGAAAAUCUAACUGGUCUUGUAAAAGCACUGCAGGCAGUUAAUAGUACAACAUGGCAUGAUGCCUUUCUUGCUCUAUGGCUAGCAGCCUUACGCCUUGUGCAAAGGGAAAGAUAUCCAAUCGAGGGUCCUGUGCCCCGCACCGACACUUUUCUUUGUGUAUUGCUAUCCGUCACUCCACUUGCUGUUGCCAACAUCAUUGAAGAAGAAGAAAGUCAGUGGAUUGAUCAAAGUGCAUCUAGCCCAAGCAACCAGUGGAAAGAGAAAAAAGGAAAAUGCCGACAGGGAUUAGUCAAUAGCUUACAACAACUUGGUGAUUAUGAAAGCUUGCUGACACCACCCAUUUCGGUACAGUCGGUUGCUAAUCAAGCUGCUGCUAAAGCAGUUAUGUUCAUUUCCGGCAUUACAAAUGGUAGUGGAUCUUACGAAAAUACAAGCAUGAACGAAUCUGCAAGUGGCUGCUCUGGUAACAUGCGCCAUCUGGUAGUGGAAGCUUGUAUCUCCAGAAAUCUGUUGGACACAUCUGCAUAUCUCUGGCCGGGGUUCGUAAAUGGGGGAACCAAUCAAGUGCCUCAAGGUAUCGCCGGAAAUGUUUCUUGUUGGUCUCUAGUGAUGAAGGGUUCUUCUCUAACACCAUCAUUGACAAAUUCACUAAUCACAACUCCAGCUUCUAGCUUAGCAGAGAUCGAAAAGAUUUACGAGGUUGCAACUACUGGUUCAGAAGAUGAGAAGAUAGCUGCGGCUUCUAUUCUCUGUGGGGCAUCUCUAUUUCGGGGUUGGAGCAUACAGGAGCAUGUUAUCAUCUUCAUCGUAACUUUACUCUCGCCUCAGGCGCCAGCUAAUAUUUCUGGGAGUUAUAGCCAUCUUAUCAACUGUGCCCCAUUUCUUAACGUUCUUCUUGUAGGGAUAUCACCCGUAGAUUGUGUUCAGAUUUUCUCAUUGCACGGUGUGGUAGGUUUGUUGACUUUAACCUAUUUUCAUGUUCUUUAACUUAUGUUACCUGACAAUAAAUAAGAAGGUGCUUCUUUCGAUCAAAUUGUAUUUAUGGUGUUGUUUGUCAGGUCCCUGUUAUGAGAUACUUUGAGAAAUAGAAAUGUUAUUGAUCUGA
This is a messenger RNA of Brassica napus (rape), 2020 nucleotides long. Its product is annotated as mediator of RNA polymerase II transcription subunit 33B-like. The record is from RefSeq and is a predicted model, not a curated record. NCBI's taxonomy places the organism in Eukaryota, Viridiplantae, Streptophyta, Magnoliopsida, Brassicales, Brassicaceae. Bases 286 to 1902 code for a protein of 538 amino acids. Gene Ontology annotation, cellular component: mediator complex. Gene Ontology annotation, biological process: regulation of phenylpropanoid metabolic process. The transcript is spliced from 9 exons.